ACUCGCAAAUUUUCAAAUAAACAAUACAGAAGUAACAGUCGUGCGAGAAAGUCGCUCUUUUUAAAUUUUCUAAAACGCGGUCAAAAAACCAAAAAUAGUGUAAAUUAAAAUACAAUAAAAUAAAUAUACAAACACACACUCAAAUAAAGACUGUCACAGAAUAUUAUUAGUUCAAAGUAAUAACAAAUUGUAAUGUGUUAGAAGAAAAAACAAGUGAAUUGCGCUGAUUAAUUAAGAAAAAAAAAGAAAACUAAAAAUUAAUUAAAAUGAUACUACAAGCUUCCCUAAUUGGGGGCUGGGAGAAACUCGAGCUUUGGGAUCAUACCCAUUUAGCUUUACUGGGUUUACUUAUGCUGGUUUGCAUCUUGGAAGUAAUUCUAUUAAAAAUGACUACAUCAGCGGGUUUGUUUACUCGUCCCCAUCAUUAUGAUCCUGAUUAUGAUGAUUCCGGUGAAUAUGAGGAAGAUAUUUACUAUGAAGAAUUGUCCAACAAUUAUGAUCAAUGGGCCAGGCGACAAAUGCGUUAUCGUCAGCAGCAACAACAACUAGAGGAACAGGAAAGACAAAACUUGUUACAACAACAAAAUCUAUAUAAUUACUAUGAUUAUUCGAGUGAUCAAAAUAACUAUUUCUUAAACAAUUAUCACACAAACUCUACGGAAGUAUUUCGUUUUGUCUACUAAAUCGUAAACUACAAUUAGUUAGAACAAUUUGAGUAAAUUUACACUAUAAUUGUGUACGAUUCAAAUUAAUUGUAAUAAGUGUUAAUACAAUUCUAUGUACAGUGUGUGAUAUUUGCUAAAGAGCACAAACACACAAUUUCACUAUUAAAACCGCUCUGUGGGAAUAUUAAGCUAUUAAAUCUAUAAGUAUUGAAACUUAUUUAGCUGCAAAAGAUUUCAAUAUUCUGGACUCAUAUUAUAUGCAUUCAUUACAUUUAUUAACGGUUAUUUAUUUAUUGUUUAAAUUCGCUUUGCGAAUAUUUGCAUAAUAGUUUUAGUUUUUUAAACGUUUUAAUUUUGUUAUAUUAAUUGUUAAACAUUAAUAUGCAAAAUGCGUUUGUGUCAAAAAGUAAUCUUAAUACAAAAUGCCAAUAAUUGCAAAAAAAGCUGUAACUAUUAUUUCCAUUUAAGCUAAAAACACAAAUGAAAGUUAAUAUAUAGCUCCAAUUCAUCUAUUAAUUACACAGGCCUACAAAAUUUUAAAAAAAUAUAUUGUACGUUUCUUAAUGGUUUGAGUUGAUCUAAAUCCGAAUCUGAUCUCCAAACUUCUGUAUCACUUCAUAUUUUCGAGAUAUCUUAACAUAAGGUUUGAAGAAGUAAACUUAUAUGUUAAUUUUGUUUCAAAAACUUUAGAAAUACAAGGUGUUUCCUGUCAAUUUCAAAAAUACAAAUAUGGACAUUGCUGCUUUUGUUUUAACAGCCCACAUAUUUUGAUUUUUUUUAACAUAAUCACUGAAUAAGAUUAUACAGGUCAACAAAAUUUGGAAAAAAGUCGAAACCCAAAAACCAAAGUAUGCAUUCCUGAAGGAUUUGAGUCCUCAUAAUAACGGAAGACACCUGUUAUGACACAAAGUAUACUUUGUUUUCUGGAUUAAAAAUUUGUUGGCCUGUGUUUCAAAUAAAACUUUGUUAAAAAUUGUAUUUUAUCUGGCAACGCUAUACUUGUAUAUAAAUACAAUUAAAUAAAAGUAAAGCACCUUAGCUAAAAUCCAAUUUAGGAAAUACUCCUAAUAACCACUUUAUGACAUUUAUUUAUAAGUAAUUUCCAAAUUUAAAACGAAAUAUCUACAAACAAACAUAUUUCAUCUCAUAAGACAAGGCACUUUCUGACUGAUAUACACACAUAUUAAUAUAAUGUAUAAUAAAUAAUUUCAUCUGAAAUAUACAUAUUUAUCUUAUGUUUAAUAUAAAUUUGUAACCUUAAUUUUAUUUAAAACAGUGUAAACUGCUUAGGCAUCAUAGUAAAUCUAAGUAAAUUUAUUACUAAAAUUAUAAUUAAAACGAAACCUACACACACACGGACACAAAACAAUAAUCUAAAUAAUUGAAAAUGUGAUAUUUUUUUGUACUCAUUAAAUAAAUAAAUUGUUUAGAUAUUUAAGGCUAAUUUAAGUAUUUAAAAGCAUUAACAAGUAAUAAAAAAUUUUGCUUACGUAAA
Messenger RNA from Lucilia sericata (common green bottle fly), 2160 nucleotides. RefSeq lists its product as uncharacterized. Lineage: Eukaryota; Metazoa; Arthropoda; Insecta; Diptera; Calliphoridae. Bases 267 to 683 code for a protein of 138 amino acids. The transcript has a single exon. The record is from RefSeq and is a predicted model, not a curated record.